Caenorhabditis bovis is the source of this 327-nucleotide messenger RNA. NCBI's taxonomy places the organism in Eukaryota, Metazoa, Nematoda, Chromadorea, Rhabditida, Rhabditidae. The record is from the annotation of a GenBank genome assembly.
AUGAACUCGAGAGCUUUGUUCUUGCUCGUCACCCUUGCGCUUUUCGCUUAUGCCUCCGCGAGACUCGCGUGCGGUCUCGACCCACUCCAAGAGAAUUUAUCCGAGAUUCUCAUCAAGAAUGACUGCAAGGGAAGACUUAACAAGGUUGACAAGUGCUGCGUGGCACACACCAACUGCUAUAAGGCCAAGAAGAACAAAGAUGCGUGCGACAAGCAAUUCUGCGAUUGUGCCCAUCGUGCCGCUCAGAAGCUUCCACUAUGCAAACUCCAGAUGGACAACUUCUGCGUCGCCGCCAAAUUUUUGGGAGUCUUCAAAUACAAGGGAUAA